This is a messenger RNA of Sporisorium graminicola, 1812 nucleotides long. RefSeq lists its product as uncharacterized. The record is from RefSeq and is a predicted model, not a curated record. The transcript has a single exon. Gene Ontology annotation, molecular function: sulfuric ester hydrolase activity. NCBI's taxonomy places the organism in Eukaryota, Fungi, Basidiomycota, Ustilaginomycetes, Ustilaginales, Ustilaginaceae. The coding region runs from base 1 to 1812 and encodes 603 amino acids.
AUGCCUGUUCAAUCGACCAACGGCAACGGUGCCAUCAACGGCGUUAGCUUUGGACAGACCCUCUCGGCCAACGGCCACGGCGCCAACGGCCACGCUGCAAACGGAACUCAGGAUGGCUACCACACAAACGGUUAUGCUGCCCCUUCCGCCAGCGCCGCGGGGCCGUCCAGCCCUCGUCAGCCCGAUUCAUCCGCAUCUGCAAGCCGUCCCAACAUUCUCUUCGUCAUGGCUGACCAGCUCGCUGCUCCUCAGCUUCGCAUGUACAACCCGAACUCGCAAAUUCUCACCCCGAACCUCGACCGUCUGGCUCAAGAUGCUGUCGUGCUCGAAUCUGCCUACUGUAACUCACCCCUCUGCGCUCCAUCGCGUAUGGCCCUCGUCACCGGCCAGCUCCCCUCGAAGAUUGGGUCUUAUGACAAUGCUUCUUCUAUCAGCUCCGACCUGCCAACCUACGCGCACUACCUCCGUUCCGCCGGCUACGAGACCGUCCUCGCCGGCAAGAUGCACUUCAUUGGAGACCAACUCCACGGGUUUGAGAAACGCCUCACCGCCGACAUCUACCCCGGAGACUACGGCUGGGCGGUCAACUGGGACGAGCCCGACCGACGGCUGGAGUGGUACCACAACGCCUCCAGCAUUCUCCAGGCCGGUCCCUGUGUUCGCUCUAACCAGAUGGACUACGACGAGGAGGUCCUCUACAAGUCCAAGCAGUAUCUCUUUGAUCACGCUCGUCGCCAGGGAGGCGGCAAUGGCUCAGCUCGUCCCUUUGCACUCACCGUCAGCUUCACUCAUCCACACGACCCUUACACCAUCGAAGACGAGUUCUGGAACCUCUACGAAGGCGUAGACAUCAACAUGCCCGAAGUCGACAUUCACCCUGACAGCCAAGAUCCACACUCGAAGCGGCUCCGCCACGUCUGUGACCUCGAAGGGCGCAAUUUUACCCCGCAACAGAUCAAGCGCGCCAAGCGUGCCUACUACGGUUCUGUCUCGUACGUUGACGCCAAGAUCGGCGAGCUGCUGUCGACUCUCGACAAAUGCGGACUGCGCGACAACACCAUCAUCGUCUUUAGCGGAGAUCACGGAGACAUGCUCGGCGAGCGAAACCUGUGGUACAAGAUGAGCUACUUUGAGAGCUCGGUUCGCGUGCCGCUCCUCUUCAACUAUCCCAAAAUGUUUGCGCCGCGUCGUGUCAAGGCCAAUGUUUCGACCAUGGACUUGCUGCCGACGUUCUGCGAUAUCGUCGGCAUCCCACUCCAUCCUCAGCUGCCCCUCGAUGGCAUCAGCAUACUCCCUCAUCUUUUGGGUCAAACGGGUCACGACACGGUCAUUGCCGAGUACAUGGGCGAGGGAACCAUUGCGCCUCUCUUCAUGAUUCGUCGAGGCCCGUGGAAGUACAUCACCUGCCCCGUCGAUCCUCCUCAACUCUUCAACUUGGCCCGUGAUCCCAAGGAGCUCGUCAACCUCGCUGCCGCCGACCGAGACAGCCUCGAUGCCGAGACACGCAAAGUGCUCGAAGGCUUUGAAGCCGAAGCGCUCCAGCGAUGGGACGCGGCCAAGAUCACCGAGGACGUCCUCAUGGUCCAACGUCGAAGACGACUCGUCUUUUCCAGCCUCAAGCAGGGCGCCUGGACCUCUUGGGACUACCAGGUGCCCUCCGAGACGCAGAACAUGUACAUCCGCUCUCACCUCGAUCUGGACGAGCUGGAGCGCAUGGCCCGCUUCCCUCCCGUCGAUGAACUGGGCAACGUCAUCACCCCUGCCUCUACGAACGGUGCCGUGCAGCAAAACGGCAAGCUACAGCACGUCUAG